ACAAUGACUUCGCCCCUGUUGCCUGCUGAACUGCUCGUGUCCACAUCCGCCCUCUUUCUGCUUGUAACCUUCUGCAUGUACACAAUGUCUAUGAGAUCAAAGAAUCCAUUGCGCCCGACCGAGUGGCCAAUAGUUGGCAUCCUCCCUUCCCUCGUCGUCAACCUCCACCGACUCCACGAUUACGCCACCGACGCCCUAGCCUGCUGCGGGCACAACUUCAAGUCGUGCUUAACUGGCAUGCGGUUCCUGCUCACCUGCGACCCGACGAAUAUCCGGCACAUCUUCACCUCAAACCAUGCCAACUACCUCAAGGGAGUGGAGUUCUCGGAGAUGUUCGACGUGACCGACGGCAGCUUCUUCACCGUCGACGGCGAGCCAUGCCGGCGGCAGCGCGCCAGGAUCCAGAGCAUCUUCAGCAGCCCGCGCCUCCUCGCCCUCAUGGCCGAGUGCUGCCGUGACAAGGUGGAGAAGGGCGUCACCCCGCUCCUAGCACGCAUGGCGAAAACGGCUGCUCCGUUUGACAUGCACGAUUUGCUCACGAGGUUCGCGUUCGACGUCACGGCCACGCCCAUAUUCGGCGUCGACCCUGGCCUACUCUCCACCAGCAGCGCCGGCAGCGCUGGCAUGCACGCCGUCGUCGCCAUGGAUACCGUCAUGGAGGUGGGGCUGUUCCGGCACACCUUGCCGAUGUGUUGCUGGAAGGCCAUGAGGUGGCUCAACGUUGGCCCAGAGAGGAAGCUCGCCGCCGCGCACAAGGUGCUACGUGGCUUCGUCGCGGAGAUGAUCGAGAGGAGGAAACUGAUGACCGACGGCUAUGCUGGCGUCCUGGAGUCGCACGCUAGCUCCGUGGAAAUUAUCAUGUCGACGUACAUCAACGAUCCGGAGUACAGCGACGACUUGCUCUGCGCGACGCUCAUCAACUUCAUGAUCGCCGGGAGGGACACUAUCGGCACGGCGCUGGUGUGGCUCUUCUACAACCUCGCCAAGAACCCCGACGUGGUGGCCUGCAUACGGAAAGAACUCGCCCCAAUCGCGUCGCGCAAAGCAGCUGCAGCAGCCACCACCAUGGUCACAUUUGAGCCCGAUGAGAUGAAACCCCUAGUCUACAUGCACGCCGUCUUGUACGAGUCGCUCAGGCUGUUCCCGCCCAUCCCCAUCGAGCGCAAGACGGUCAUCGCCGACGACGAGCUGCCGAGCGGCCACGUGGUGCGCGCCGGCGACACCAUCCUCGUCUCCCUCUACUCCUUGGGGAGAAUGCAGGAUGUGUGGGGGGAAGACUGCAUGGAGUACAGGCCGGAGAGGUGGCUCUCGGGAAAGGCCGGUGAUGGGCUCCGGUACGUGCCAACUCACAAGUUCUUGGCGUUUAACUCAGGGCCUAGGAUGUGCCUCGGAAAGGACAUCGCCAUCAUGCAGAUGAAGACCGCCGUCGCCGCCAUCGUGUGGAACUUCGACGUGGAGGUGCUGGAGGGGCAGUCUGUCCACCCCAAGUUCUCCUGCAUUCUCCAAAUGAAAAAUGGCCUUAUGAUGAAAGUGAAGAAGCGCGAAAUGUAGCGCGCUGCUGCUAGGGUGCGACCACGUCGUGCGAGCACUCAAUUAUGCAUGGCCCAUGGGAAUGGGUACCCAACCGUCCCAACCCGCAUGGGCAUGGUGGUGCCACUGUGUCCAUGGGUUAUAUCUAUCAUAAGCCCUAAGUCUUAAACGUUGACCAACGGGGGAAUGAUCCCUCCCUUGGCUAUACGUUGUUAGGUAGAAAUGAGACUCUCCCCGCGGAUGGACGCUAGGAUGAUAACCCGAUUAAAGUUCGCCCCUCCCGCGAAAUUACCGCGUGAUGGGGAUUCGAACCCGGGUGGGCUGGCUGCGCACUCGCCUUGCCUUGCCACUGAGCUGGAACUCAGUUCUCAUAAGCCCUAAGUCUUAAUAUUAUUUGUGUAAUUGUGUCACCUUCAAAGAAAAUUGUGUAAUUGUGUGUUGUGAUCCUCAUCCUCUAUUGUUGGUAUUUUUUAAUUAUUGAGGAUUCAGAGUCCUUUAUUUGAUUGUAUCAUGAAACUAAGUUAAAUUUUCAAA
This is a messenger RNA of Lolium rigidum, 2064 nucleotides long. RefSeq names its product alkane hydroxylase MAH1-like. Gene Ontology annotation, molecular function: monooxygenase activity; iron ion binding; oxidoreductase activity, acting on paired donors, with incorporation or reduction of molecular oxygen. The record is from RefSeq and is a predicted model, not a curated record. The coding region runs from base 4 to 1551 and encodes 515 amino acids. The transcript has a single exon. Lineage: Eukaryota; Viridiplantae; Streptophyta; Magnoliopsida; Poales; Poaceae.